This is a messenger RNA of Guyanagaster necrorhizus, 1590 nucleotides long. RefSeq lists its product as uncharacterized. Gene Ontology annotation, molecular function: four-way junction DNA binding. The coding region runs from base 343 to 1305 and encodes 320 amino acids. Gene Ontology annotation, biological process: double-strand break repair via homologous recombination; DNA strand invasion. The record is from RefSeq and is a predicted model, not a curated record. The transcript is spliced from 2 exons. NCBI's taxonomy places the organism in Eukaryota, Fungi, Basidiomycota, Agaricomycetes, Agaricales, Physalacriaceae. Gene Ontology annotation, cellular component: microtubule organizing center; replication fork; Rad51B-Rad51C-Rad51D-XRCC2 complex.
CUGACAGAGACUCUCCUCUUCCAUCGGAUGAUGGCGCUUUGAUAGACCCGCGGCGAGCUGGAGCUGGUUUCAAGGUGGACGAGACGCGAGGAGAGACUGCCGAACGAGCGGUGGCGCCUCUUGCAAUUGGAGGCGGCGUCGGUGAAGGAGACGAGGACGAUGAGAUGCGGCGAGCAGUAGUGUGAGUUGAUCUAGAGGAAGCAGCGGUGGUGGUCAUGACGAUGAAGACGGCGGCCUGAGCAGGGCGCGAAUGACAAGGUUGAGGCUGGCCAGGAACUGCAUACGCGAAAAGUAAAAGGCUGAUGGUGCCACGUGGUGCAAGCCUUAAUAAAUGAAUGGAUAAUGGCAUCCACAAUCCUCGACCAAAUUCCCUGCGAAACUCUCGAGGCGCUGCUUUCCUCUGUCCGACCCUGUCAGCGCUCUGUCCAAGCACCAGAAUCUCUCUUCAAGCCUGGAGAUGUCCUCGAGCUCCAGGGCCCCUCUGCCUCUGGAAAAUCACAUUUCCUAUGGUACAUCAUUAUUCGGUGUAUACUACCCACCUCUCAUGAUGGAUGGGCCAAGGCCGCGGUCCUGUUCGACACAGACAGCACAUUCGACGUCCGUCGCUUCAGAACGAUCCUAUCAUCUCACCUAUGCAAGCUUGGCGUGCCCGCGGUUUCUGUCGGUCCAUUGAUGCAGACAGCCAUGUCCAAUUUUCACGUAUUCCGUCCGGGAUCAUCCAUGCAACUCGCUGCGAGUCUCGCGAAUCUUCCUUCGUAUCAUGCGAGCUCUCUAUCUGCGUCUGAAAUCGGCCUGGUGGCCGUCGAUUCAAUGAGCACUUUUUACUGGCCAGACCGUUUUGGUGUUGAACUCCUUCGGUCUUGCAUGAAACAGUAUGAACCAAGUCGGUCCAUCUAUCCCCUUCAUAAUAUUGCUGCCGUCUUGGAGCGCUUCCGUGUUUCCCAUAACGCUCUCAUCAUUUUGACCAAUUGGGGUCUUAACUUGGAAUCAACGGCCACUUCCACAUCACCAUUCUAUAAGCAACACUUGUACCCCUUCCCUUCCAAUUUUACCACAGAAGAUAGACCCUCGAUGGCAAAAUUUUCCCCCCAUCUUCCUUUGACGUCGCCACUAUCCCUGACUGCCCACAUUACUUUUGCUCCCGCCCGACUCCGUCAAACAGAUCCACUCUCCACAGAUCACAAAACAGAAAGUUUUGCAGAAAUCGAAUGUAUUUGCCGCUUCCUCGACAGGGCUCAAUGUCGUUUCAGAAUCAAAGUUACAUCAGACGAUGUAUUUGUUGAUAUGAAUCCGUUGAUGCUCUGAACCAGCUUAUCUUCUUAGUGCAUCGAGUUGCUAAGCGAUCUUCGCCAGAACUCUAUAAUAUCCGACACUGCUGACUCAAUACCAACCUGAUACACUGGCUGAUACACUGUUGGCGGGCAUCUUGGUGAGCGUUCGUAUCGUGAGAAUGUAUGAUUAAUGGACUUUGGUGAAAACUUCCAUGGCUGUGUGCAAGGGCCACUGAUGUCGUUAGCAAAUUUGAAUGAAUAUUUUUGACUCACGCCGCCGUAGUAGUAUUAUUGUCUUCAUGCCAGCGAUGGCUCGGCG